Molecule: messenger RNA, 2397 nt
Organism: Spinacia oleracea (spinach)
Lineage: Eukaryota; Viridiplantae; Streptophyta; Magnoliopsida; Caryophyllales; Amaranthaceae
Product: protein FAR1-RELATED SEQUENCE 5-like
Exons: 7
Coding region: 1-2397 (798 amino acids)
Molecular function (GO): zinc ion binding
Source: RefSeq, a predicted model, not a curated record
AUGGGGCCUCGCUUGAGUCCACAACUAUCACCAACAGAUUUCAGAAACCUGGUUUUACAAGGUAUAGCUCAGUAUGAUCAUGAGGGUAGCUGCAGGAACGACAAUGCGGCAACAACUAAAAUAGCACCCGAACUGUCGGAACAGGUGGCAGAAGUUGGGAGAAUGUUAUCAGAGUUUAAGAAUGUCGAGUUCUUAAGCAAGUUACAAGAUCCCGAUUUCGAGUUAGGACUGCCAAUUUGGAGCGGAUAUGGUGGAGGUAGGGUUGGUCCGAAGCUUCUUAAGUUUUCUUCCCUUGUUGCUGAUUCUGUUGUGGAUAAUGAACAAUAUGCAAGUUGUUCUAAUUCAAAUGUGGCUGUUACUCCUGAAGUAAUUCCCAUAUUAAGUCCAGGAGGAACGAGAGAAUGGAUUCCAUGUUGUUCUGAUGAGUUAAAACCUGUUGUAGGGAUGAAAUUUAUGAGUGUCGAAGAGGGUAUUUCAUUUUAUAAAGCAUAUUCAAAAGCUGCUGGUUUUGUGAUGAGGAAAUCUACUGCUACAAAAAGGAAGGCACUAGACGUUAUUGCUUUUCAGUAUUGUUUAUGCAACAAGGCUGGUUUCAAAGAAAAAGCAAUAGUUAAGGUUGGAGGCAUGCCAAAUGUUAAAAAAGGGGAAGGUAAUGAAGAUAAAGUACCUAUACCUCGAAGUAGGCUAGUUACUCGUGUUGGUUGCAAGGCUCGGAUGGUUAUGAAGUAUAAAAAUGAAGGUUUUUAUGUGGUGACUGAAUUCCGAGAGCCACAUGUUCAUCCUCUUUACACCCCGGGUUGUCUAAAAUUUCAGAAAGCGGGUAGGAAAAUGAAUAUUCUUCAUAAGAAGAUGUUUAUUGAUAAUUCGAAGGUGAACAUUGGUCCGGUUAAGACUUUUAGAUUGAUGAAGGAGUUAGUUGGAUCAUAUGAUAACGUUGGUGCAUCCAAGCAAGAUUUCAAAAAAUUUCAUAGAGAUUUGAAGGCUUACAUUGAAGGAUCGGAUGCCCAAAUGUUUGUGAAUAACUUUCAGAACAAGAAGUUGUUAUGGAGUGCAUUUUUCUUUGACUUUGAGGUGGAUGAAGACGGAGCUUUUUGGGCAGAUCCUAUAUGUAGAAAGAAUUAUGCACUCUUUGGUGAUAUGCAUGUUCUAUAUAACUAUUCAUAUGUUCUGAACAUUAUACUGAAUGUUCUGAAAUUUGUUUUUAGGUAUAAUAUGAUAUUUGGCCCAUUUACUGGAGUUGAUCACCACAAGAAGUGUGUUACUUUUGGUGCUGCUUUAAUAGCCCAUGAGGACAUCGUGUCUUUUGAAUGGGUUUUUAGAACUUUUCUCAAGGCAAUGGGAGAGAUUGAGCCAACAGAAUUUGAAGAGAAAUGGGGAAAGGUUCUUGCUGAGUUCAAGCUUCAAGACCAUGAGUGGUUGAAGCAGUUGUAUGAGAAGCGUCAAAUGUGGAUCCCAGCAUACUUUAGAGAUUCGUUUCUAUGUGGUAUCAUGAGGACUACAUCAAGGUCAGAGAGUGAGAACAAUUUUUAUACAAAGUUUACCAAUCCCCAUCUCACUCUAGUAGAGUUUUACAUGAGAUUUGAGAGUGCAUUGGAUUCUCAAAGACAUACUCAAGGUCAAUUUGACAAUGAUUCUAAACACAAGCAUCCAGAAUGUAAGACUUCCUUUGCAUUAGAGAAACAUGCUUCUAAAAUCUACACUGUUUCAGUCUUUUAUGAUUUUCAAGAGGAGCUCGAGAUUGGUUGCUUUCAAUGUGGACUUGAGGAGUACAAGAAAGAAAAUGGGUUUGAAAUCUUUACCAUUAGAGAAGGAUGUAGAAUAAGAAAGUUCGGUGUUAGUUUUAACCCGGCUAACCUAGAUAGUAAGUGUAUGUGCAAGAUGUUUGAGAGGUUAGGGAUUCCUUGUAGGCACAUGGUUUGGGUGUGGAAGGCAAAGAUGAUUGAGUAUAUUCCUGAUGCUUAUGUGCUAAAUAGGUGGACUAGUUUGGCAACUAAAACGCUAAUUUUUGAUUUAGAAGGAAAUAUCUUAGAGGGUAAUGAAGAAGAUCUUACUGAUCUUGUGAAGAAUUUAAAAGGUUUAAGGUUAAACUUGGAAGCUAAGAAGAGUUCUAACAAUCAUGAAAACAAUGGUUCUCCUAGCAAAGCAACAGACAUCGAGCUACUGAUUGGAGCUACCCUUCCUACUGAAAUUGUGGUUAAGCCGCCUAAAAUUUCAAAGAACAAAGGCACGGGGGUUCAUAUUCCAGGUACAGGUAGUGACAAACGAUUGAAAGGUAACAAGGAAAAGGCAAUUGAGCAAAGCCAAAAGAAGAAAAAGUUAUGUAGAGGUUGUGGAGAGCUUGGUUACCAUGAUAUCCGGAAUUGCCCACAUAAAGUGAAAGAAAAUUGUAAGUUAUAA